GUGGCUGCGGGCGGAUCCGCGUCGGCGCAGGUUGGCCGGGUCCAAGGUGUCCGUGCUCGCCUUUGCUCUCGAGGCCAAAGAUGCCGGGUCUGGCGGCCGCGAGUCCGGCCCCAACAGGGUCUCAGGAGAAGAAGCCGCUGAAGCCUUGCUGCGCCUGCCCGGAGACCAAGAAGGCGCGCGAUGCGUGCAUCAUUGAGAAAGGAGAAGAACACUGUGGACACCUGAUCGAGGCCCACAAGGAAUGCAUGAGAGCCCUGGGAUUCAAGAUAUGAAACGGUGGUCUGCUCUGAAUGAAUGAUUCCUGAAGAAAGAAGAUUGAAUAAUUUGGGGAGUUCUUUGAUGCACUUUAACAUAUGGAAAAAAAUGUAUUUAUAAUUUAUUAAAAAAAAAAGGAGGGAAAUAUCCCUGGUCAAAAAA
Messenger RNA from Sorex fumeus (smoky shrew), 417 nucleotides. Its product is annotated as cytochrome c oxidase copper chaperone. Gene Ontology annotation, biological process: mitochondrial respiratory chain complex IV assembly. Gene Ontology annotation, molecular function: copper chaperone activity; copper ion binding. NCBI's taxonomy places the organism in Eukaryota, Metazoa, Chordata, Mammalia, Eulipotyphla, Soricidae. The record is from RefSeq and is a predicted model, not a curated record. The transcript is spliced from 3 exons. Gene Ontology annotation, cellular component: mitochondrial intermembrane space. Bases 81 to 272 code for a protein of 63 amino acids.